AUGUGGUGGUUCGGCGGCAAUCCGAGUCCUUCUGACUAUCCGAAUGCCGCGAUUCCCAACUUUAAUAUGCACGCUUUCGUCGUAAGUUUUUCGCUCUUUUGCAACUAGCAAAGAAAAAAGAGGCAAAAGACAUUUCACACCAUCGGGGAGCGAACCAAAACGUCCUUUUUAUUGAUAGCCGAAAGUUCCACAACUGCGCCACGCGCGCCACUUUUUCACCCGGCUUCCAGGGCGAGCAUAUUCGCGGUGUUCCUACAGCUUCAGAUGUUUCAAAAUUGUUUGGAAUUUUCGGAUUUCUGUGCUAAAUUUGCGAAGAGACAGUGAAAUUUGACGAAAAAACCUAGGACCAAAUAAAUUCUAGGUGAAAACUGUCGAUUUUCUCACUAAACUCUGCCCAUUUUCUUUCGACAAUUCCAAAUUCUAGUACUAAAAGUACAAAUUGUUUGGGCACUGUCUAGACACUUUUGAGGCUCUAAUUUCCAUGUCCGGUCCCAAUCGAUUCAAUGGGACACGAGGUUCCAAAGACUACGCGGCCGAACUCUUUCAAAUUUUCCCGCCGUUUUUUUUUUUGCAAUUGGCCGUGUAGUGAUCGCUUUAGUUUAAAAACAAAAAUACUCGAAAUUUGCAGGUGUUCUCCGUGUUCCUCAUUCCGUUCAUCGCCUACCUCCUCAUCUUGCCGGGCGUUCGACGGAAGCGAAUAAUCACGACGGUCACGUACAUUCUGAUGCUCGUCGUCGGCGCCUCCCUCAUCGCGUCGCUUUUUUGGCCGUGCUGGGCGUCCGGCUCGCAAAUGAUUUACACGCAAUUCCGCGGUCAUUCCAACGAACGGAUACUGGCCAGGAUCGGCGUCGAGAUCGGACUGCAAAAAGUGAAUGUCACUCUCAAGUGUAAGUCGCGCGUUUUUGUGGCCUAGAAUUGCUAGAAAAACAAUGGAAGAACGAGUGCGAUUUGAAUUAUCGAUUUUUGCAGUCGAACGAUUACUGUCUCCAAACGACGGUAUUGACAUGACGAAGCUGUACUACAACGAGGGAUUCGACAUUUCUGGAAGUGGGUUUUCCGCAUUUUCCCCCCAAAACCCCGCGAGUUUUUGCAGUCUCUUCGAUGGCCGAGGCGCUGAAACACGGUCUGGAGCACGGACUGCCGUACCCGAUGCUCAGCGUGCUCGAGUAUUUUUCGCUGAACCAGGACGCUUUCGAUUGGGGCCGGCACUACCGCGUGGCCGGACAUUACACGCACGCGGCCGUCUGGUUUGCGUUCGCCUGCUGGGCCCUGUCCGGAGUGCUCCUUUUGUUGCUCCCGCAUUACGCUUAUAAGGUACUGGGGGAAACGGAAGCCGACUAUUCAACACGAUGUAUCUCAGCUGCGAGUAGAGAUUUCAAAAAGUUGUCAACUGAUAAAUUGUUCGCAAAGAUGUUUUGUACAUUUUGCCAGUUGACAACUUUUUGAAAUCUCUACUCGCAGCUGAGCUAUAUCGCUUUGAAUGAACCGUUCUAGUUUUAUGGAAAAAUGCUGAAAUUUUCAACGAAAUAAGCCCGUUAAACACGUCGGUUUUCAGUCGAUCCUGGCCACGGGCAUCUCGUGCCUCGUCGCCUGCCUCGUCUACCUUCUUCUCUCGCCGUGCGAACUUCGCAUCGCGUUCACCGGCGAGAAUUUCGAACGCGUCGACCUGACGGCCACCUUCUCGUUCUGCUUCUACCUCAUCUUCGCCAUGGGUAACCGCAAUUCCAUGCACAUUUUCGCGGAAAAACAACUCGGUUCAGGCAUUCUUUGCGUUCUGUGCGGUCUCGGUCUGGGCAUUUGUGAGCACUGGCGCAUCUACACACUUUCCACGUUCCUCGACGCGAGUCUGGACGAGCACGUGGGUCCGAAAUGGAAGAAACUGCCCGGCGGCGGUGGUCCCGCACUGCAAGGUGUUCAGAUUGGAGCGUUCGGUACAAAUGUAAGUGAUCUUGAAAUGAUUCGAACUUUUCGAUAAGUCAAUUGAAAUUCAAUUUCCAGACCACAAAUUCGAGCCGCGACAAGUCCGACGUGCACAGCGACAAAACCGGCGCCUCAAGCGGGUUCCAAUCGCGAACGAGCACGUGUCAAUCGAGCGCCAGCUCGGCUUCCCUAAGGUAAGUCGGCACACCUUUGCUCUCUAUUGAUAAUUCUUGACACGAAGCGUGUGUAGUAGAUGGCCCACGCCCACUCCGACUCUCUCAACACUUGCAUCGGACGACUUGACGUAAAAUUUCUCUUUUUGUAAUGUCUGGUUUCUGGCUUUACCUCGGUGAUCGGAUUGCUUAAUCAAUUCUCCUACCCAUCCCCAUUACCUCAAUCAAAGUGUUCACACAAAAACCCCGAAAAAAAAACGUGUUUUCAGGAGUCAAACCUCAUUCGACACCGUCCACGACGAACAAGAGCUCGAACGAGGGCAUGUACGAUUCUCCGAAAACCCGUGUACUUCGUCCUCUUAG
Messenger RNA from Caenorhabditis sp. 36 PRJEB53466, 2456 nucleotides. The record is from the annotation of a GenBank genome assembly. Lineage: Eukaryota; Metazoa; Nematoda; Chromadorea; Rhabditida; Rhabditidae.